Exophiala dermatitidis NIH/UT8656 is the source of this 1389-nucleotide messenger RNA. RefSeq names its product salicylate hydroxylase. Lineage: Eukaryota; Fungi; Ascomycota; Eurotiomycetes; Chaetothyriales; Herpotrichiellaceae. The coding region runs from base 1 to 1389 and encodes 462 amino acids. The transcript is spliced from 3 exons. The record is from RefSeq and is a predicted model, not a curated record. Gene Ontology annotation, biological process: secondary metabolite biosynthetic process. Gene Ontology annotation, molecular function: FAD binding.
AUGUCCCAAUCUCAGCGAGCUGCCUUGCUGGCAAACCAUCUGAGCGGCUCGCAGCAAGACGGUUCAAGUUCAGAAAAGCAUAAGCAUGCCCCUGCAACGACGCCUGCAGACAAGCCUUUUGAAGUUGCCAUUAUCGGCGGCGGAAUUGCUGGACUGACGCUGGCUAUCGCCUUAUAUCACCGACAAGUACCUGUGACGAUCUAUGAGCAGGCGCCGCAAUUCGGCGAAAUCGGGGCCGGGGUCUCGUUCAGUCCCAAUGCCGUCCAGGCCAUGAAGAUCUGCCAUCAGGGAGUCUAUGACGCCUUUGAAAAGGUGUGCACGAGGAACGUAUGGCCGGAGAAACAGAAAGUGUGGUUCGACUAUCUCAAUGGCCUGGAAGAUCUCCCCGCGGACGGCUCGCGUCAGCACAUUGCCUUCACCAUAUACAACAGUCUAGGUCAAAAUGGGGUGCACCGCGCCCGGUAUUUGGACGAGAUUGUCAAACUCAUCCCAAAGGAGAUUGCAAGAUUUGGCAAAAGGCUUCGGGACGUGGAGAAGGGUGUCAAUGGUAAGCUGAAGAUGGUUUUCGAGGACGGCACUACAGCCGAGGCCGAUGCUGUGGUUGGAUGUGAUGGGAUCAAGUCGCGCGUCCGUCAGGUCAUCGUAGGACCUGACCACCCGUCGGCUCAUCCUGUGUACACUCACAAAUAUGCGUAUCGAGGCCUUGCCCCAAUGGAACAAGCAAUUGACGCGAUCGGCGAGGAACUGGCGCAGAAUUCGUGCAUGCAUAUUGGACCCGAUGGCCAUCUUCUGACUUUCCCUGUCGACCAUGGCAAGACACUCAACAUAGUCGCGUUCAGGGCGGAUCCUAACGACUGGCCGGAUUCCACUCGACUCACAAAGCCUGCUAAGCGGGAGGAUGCUCUGCGUGACUUUGCAGGAUUUGGACAGAAUGUGAUCAAGUUGUUGAAUCUCACCAAGCCCAACGUCGAUAUUUGGGCAAUCUUCGAUUUGGGAGAACAUCCGGUUCCAUACUUCAACAAAGGCCGCAUCUGCAUCUCUGGUGACGCGGCCCAUGCCACAUCGCCUCACCAUGGAGCCGGUGCCGGGUUCUGCAUUGAAGACAGCGCCGUUUUGGCCGAACUCCUCGCCGACAAACGGGUGCGCACUCCUCAACACCUCGAAGCCGUCUUUGAAACAUUCAACGAACAACGCAAAGAAAGAGGCCAGUGGCUGGUUCAAUCGAGUAGGUUCAUCGGUGACUGCUAUGAAUGGCGGGCGCCUGGGGUCGGGCGAGACUUUGCAAAGAUCGAGCAGGAAAUCAAUACUCGGAUUGGAAUAAUCAACAAUGUAGACGUUGGCGAGAUGUGUGAGCAGGCGAGACGAGCAUUGGGCGUCAGGUUGGCUUGA